Messenger RNA from Wallemia ichthyophaga EXF-994, 2160 nucleotides. Its product is annotated as Large subunit GTPase 1-like protein. Gene Ontology annotation, biological process: ribosomal subunit export from nucleus. Gene Ontology annotation, molecular function: GTPase activity; GTP binding. The transcript has 2 exons. The coding region runs from base 1 to 2160 and encodes 719 amino acids. Gene Ontology annotation, cellular component: cytosol. The record is from RefSeq and is a predicted model, not a curated record. Lineage: Eukaryota; Fungi; Basidiomycota; Wallemiomycetes; Wallemiales; Wallemiaceae.
AUGAGCAAACCACUCCCACGGAAUCGUAAAAACCCAGGGCUGGGAAGGGCUCUAAUUAAUAACCAGCGUAAAGAACCUCCUAAGGAUACGCAGAUGCACACCACUGACUACGGCGUUUCUUCCAUCACGCAGGAGAAAGAUUUGGAUGAGUUUCUUAACACGGCCGCUAUGGCUGAGACUGAGUUUACGGCUGAGAAAAAUAAGAAUGUUACAGUUAUCCAGCACCCUUCAGUCGCUGGCCACGCCAAUCCCUUCCUCCUCUCCCACGAAGAAGAAGUUCAAGUUAAAAAGAAACAUGAUUUGAACAGAGAUCAGUUGAAGCUCCCACAGCGACCAGAGUGGUCUACCAGUACUACCCCCGCACAGCUUGACAAAUCCGAGAGAGAAUCCUUUUUGAACUGGCGCAGAGAUCUUGCUCUGCUUAUUGAGAGCGAUGACAGCCUCCUCCUCACUCCCUACGAGCGCAAUCUCAACGUCUGGCGUCAACUUUGGCGUGUCAUUGAGCGUUCUCAGCUGGUUGUUCAGAUUGUCGACGGUCGUAACCCACAGAUGUUCUGGGCGAGGGAUUUAGACCCGUACACACGCAAAAUGGGUGCAAAAGAGGUACAUUGGCGUACUGAAGGCACUAUGCAGGGCGAGGGGAAGCGCUCACUCGUUCUCAUCAAUAAGGCUGACUUGCUGGACGUUGAGCAACGCCAAAGAUGGGCUGACUAUUUCGACGCUCAAGGGAUACGCUACGCCUUCUUUUCCGCCCUUAAUGCCUCGGAACUCAUCGAGCAGCUCCGUGUGGUUAGACAAGUCCGCGAUGAAAUCCUCAACGCUGAUGAGGUCGCUGAAGUAGCUGAAGAGCAGGAGCAGCAGAGGAAACAGCUUGAGGUGCAGGAUAUAGUGGAGUCUGCGGGGUUGGAUGGGUUAAAGGGGGAGGAGCAGAAACACCCACACUCACAGGAUCACUCACACCCACCACACCACCCUCCCAUCGAAUCCGCAGAAGGUUACGUCUCCCAUGCACGUGGUCUGCCAGUUAAUGUCGACGAGGCCAUCAACGCCGUCGAGAAGCUGAAGACGGGUGAAGAAGUUGGUGACCAAGGUGACGGCAAGGCACACAAUCAAGACACAGUAGCAGCCGAAUCCACAACUCCAGCACCACCACCUUCUCAACAAAGCGAGCAACGCCGCACGCGAGUGCUCAAUAUAGUCGAACUCGAGCAGUUAUUCAUCGACGAAGCGCCCGACCUAUCCUAUCUCCCCGCCGGGCACAAGCUGACAGUGGGUUUAGUUGGGUAUCCGAAUGUCGGUAAAUCCUCAACGCUCAAUGCGUUAUUGGGAGCUCAUCGUGUGAGUGUGUCCAGUACACCAGGUAAGACGAAGCACCUGCAGACGCACUUACUCGGUAAAUCGCUUGUGUUAUGUGAUUGUCCAGGAUUGGUAUUCCCGCAAUUUGCUAGCACGCGUGCUGAGCUGGUAUGCGAUGGUGUGUUGCCUAUUGACGAUAUGCGCGACUGGCGCGCACCGCUCGAGUUAGUCGCGCGCCGCGUUCCCCAGAGCGUGCUUGAGGGGUUGUAUGGUAUCAAGAUCGAUACGCGUGCGGUGGAAGAUGGAGGUGAUGGCGUGCCUACUGCUGAAGAACUAGCAACGGCAUUCGCAGUCGCUCGCGGUUUCACUCGCCAGGGCAGCUCAGGUGGAAAUCCAGACGAGCAGCGCGCGGCGCGUAUCAUACUGAAGGACUACAUCAACGCCAAACUCGUUUUCUGCCAUCCCCCACCGGGCGUAAGUGCGGAUGAGUUCAACGCAGCCAUGCGCAGACGCUUGCAAGCCCGUGCGAGAGCACUCGGUCGUCGUCUCAUCGGCUCUGAGCAAGGCAAGGUGCAGUCGAUGAAGGGCGCCAGUCACGCUCGCUCCCUCGAUCACACCUUCUUUCAGAAAAACCCGGCGAAACUCACCCCUACCCUCGCAGGCAAAGCUGCAGAGCAGCACGGGGAUUUCUCACGCGUUAAUAUGUAUCCUCAUCAAGGCAUCGUCGCUGAUGACGGUACCCUCCUUAAAGGCAGGAAAGCUAAACAGGCCAUGGCGGAUGCAGGUAUUGAUGUCGCCAGCAGUAAGAAACAUUUCAAGGGUGGUAAGCGCGUCAAGAAGAGAUCUGGAGCGGGGUAUGACUAG